Arachis duranensis is the source of this 1065-nucleotide messenger RNA. RefSeq names its product protein FAR1-RELATED SEQUENCE 5-like. The transcript has a single exon. Lineage: Eukaryota; Viridiplantae; Streptophyta; Magnoliopsida; Fabales; Fabaceae. The coding region runs from base 1 to 1065 and encodes 354 amino acids. The record is from RefSeq and is a predicted model, not a curated record.
AUGGAAGGAGAAUCCGCGGCAGACGAAUGUUAUCGGCCGUUGUCUGCUGAAGAAGAGGGAGGCGAUGGAAGCGAUGCCUUUGGUAUUGGUAGCGACGAAUUCGGUGACAAAGUUGAGAAUGGGAAAUUAGGGGUGGAGUCGGAUGCACAUGAGAAUUUCGGGGACAGCUUCUUUGACAACUGGGAAGAGAGAGCAGUCGACGGUAUUGCAGAGCUGGGGUGUAUCAAUUUCAAGGAAAUAAUUGCAAAGGAGAUUAUGAUGUGCCAUUUUCCGGAUCGAUUGGUGGCAUUCUUGUUUUACAGUUUGUAUGCGAAUAUGAAUAGUUUCGCUGUGAGGAAGAAUAAGAUUCGGCGAAAUGUGAGAAAUGAGGUUACGCAACAAGAAUUUGUAUGUUUCCGAAAGGGGUCCAGAGAAAUGGGGUCCGUUAACAACGGCAUGCGACGGAAACGUGAGCCAAAGGUGGAGACCAGAUGCGGCUGUGAGACAGAAAUGCGCGUCCAUGUGCACUCGGAAAGUGGUAGAUGGAUAACAUCGUACUUUCAGGACGUUCACAACCACGAGUUGUUGGACGAUAGACUGACUUUCAUGCUACCGGGGCAUAGGAAAAUGGAUGCAGCCGCCCUGGAACAAAUGAACAUGAUGCUUAGAGUUGGGAUUAAAAUGCCACAGAUUUAUUCAUCUUUUGUGCACACUGCCGGGGGAUUCCAAAACCUUCCGUUUCUAAAGAGGGAUAUGUAUAACCAGACAGGCAAGCAACGGAGGCUCAUUGGCGGGGAUGCCACAGCUUGCCUUAAGUUCUUGGAAUCAACGGCGCAGGCGAAUCCAGGAAUGUUUGUGCGUUAUUUGGUGGACAAGGACGGUUGUUUGGUGCAUCUGUUUUGGUCUGAUAAUUGCAGUCAGCUAGAUUAUAGUUUGUUUGGGGAUGUCGUGGCAUUUGAUGCGACAUAUCGGAAGAAUAAGUGUAUGUGUCCACUGGUUGUGUUUCCUGGAGUCAACCACCAUAACCAAACAAUUGUGUUUGCCGAUGCGCUAGUUGCAAAUGAGAAUGAGCAGACUUACACCUAG